Centropristis striata (black sea bass) is the source of this 6385-nucleotide messenger RNA. Its product is annotated as trichohyalin-like. The record is from RefSeq and is a predicted model, not a curated record. The transcript is spliced from 2 exons. Gene Ontology annotation, molecular function: GTP binding. Lineage: Eukaryota; Metazoa; Chordata; Actinopteri; Perciformes; Serranidae. Bases 589 to 4713 code for a protein of 1374 amino acids.
UUCCGGUAUUGAGGGUCUGGUAUUUGUGCAUGUCUGUGUUCGGAUAACAGAGUUUUUAUAGCUGCUUGGACUUCCUAUGGUGACAGAUUUUCUGUUGGAGAGCAAAGGGGACCCAGAACGUUGUUGCCUUUACAUUCAAUCCUGUCUAGAAUGUAGAAAUGAGCAACGUCCAUCGUGGCAUACCAGUUGGUCCCAACAAGUUUUUAUUAUCCAAAUAUAUACAGUGAUAAUGUAUAGUGUGUUUAUCUCUACACCAGUCAGACAUUUGGUACAAACUAACUUGAAUUAACAUAAUAUCAUUUUAGACCAUCAAUGACUGGGUUCCCAUCGGCAUGAAUAACUAAUUUAUGAACAGGUAUUUGGAGUACAGAGGAGAAACAGGUGACGUGAAGACAACAUUGUUGGUUAAAAGCCUCAGCUGUAAACAACACUUCAAACAAACGUUUUCUGGAGUGUCAUGUAGUCCCGGUUCACAUUAUGUACAGUGGGAUGUACUGGACUUAGGAGACAAUUUGGCUCUGAUUAAUUUGUCAUGUAGUUAAAACACACCAGUUAUAAGUUUGUUGAAUGAAAGACCAACUCUAACUAAUGUUGUAUCUUUGUUCUGUCAUAGCACGUGGUCUCAGGAUUGUGAUGUUUGGAAAAAGCGAGGACAAAAACAAAAUGAUAUGCAACUUCAUCACUGGGAGCAAACAGUUAAAACAUCAUUUAAGGAUCCAAAGCAAGCAUUGUGAGGUUGCCCAUGGAGAGUGGAGAGGAAAUCCUGUGAAAGUAGUUAAAACUCCGGACCUGUUCAGUCUGUCUGUGGAAGCAUUCAGAGAACAGAUGAAGCAGUGUGUGAGUCUUUGUCCUCCUGGACCAAAUGUUCUGCUGCUGGCUGUGAAGCCGUCUGAUUUCACAAAGGAGAACAGACAAACACUGAAGAUCAUCCUGAGUUUGUUUGGUAACGAAGCCUUUAAACACUCAAUGGUCAUCCUGACACAUAAGGAGAGUGAAACAAGUUUCUAUGUAAAUCAGCUCCUUAACGAGUGUGGAGGAAGACACUACAGCAUGGCUGAAGAUAACCACAGACUUUUAAUGAAGAAGAUUGAGAACAUUGUGCAUGAAAACAGAGGAACCUUCCUCACCUUCAAUGAAGAGAUCAUCAGGCCAAAGUCUGAACACAUGAAACCAGCUCUAAACGUGGUUCUGUGUGGGAGGAGAGGAGCAGGGAAGACCUCAGCAGCCAAGGCCAUUUUAGGUCAGACAGAGCUUCAUUCAGUCUCCAGCUCAGAGUGUGUUAAACAUCAGGGAGAGGUGUGUGGACGUUGGGUUUCCCUGGUGGAGCUGCCUGCAUUGAAUGGAAAACCUCAGGAGGAAGUGAUGGAGGAGUCAUUCAGGUGUAUCUCCCUCUGUGAUCCUGAGGGCGUCCAUGCCUUCAUCCUGGUCCUUCCUGUGGGUCCCCUCACUGAUGAAGACAAGGGAGAGUUGGACACCAUCCAGAACACUUUCAGAUCUCGAGUCAAUGACUUCACCAUGAUUCUGUUCACUGUGGAGUCAGAUCCUACAGCUACAGAUGUUGAUACAUUUCUAGAGAAAAACAAGGACAUCCAGGAGCUCCGUCAGAGCUGUGGAGGAAGACAGUUUGUCCUCAACAUCAGGGACCAGCAGCAGAUCCCAGAGCUGUUGGACAGUUUGGAAAAAAUGAGACUGAGACCCAAAAAAGACAAACCAAGCUGCUACACAACAGAAACAUUUGCAUUUGCCCAAGAGGAAAAUAUCAUACAACAAGAGGAACUUGAACUGAAGGAGCUGAGAACAAAAAGCACAAUCAGCUGUGAUGAAGAGCAGCAGAGCCCAGAGAGUCUCAGGAUUGUGCUGAUAGGGAAGACCGGCUGUGGGAAGAGUUCUUCAGGAAACACCAUUCUAGGAAAAGAGGAGUUCAAAGCUGAAUCAAGUCAAAUAUCAGUUACUAAAGAGUGUCAGAAAGCAGAGAGUGAAGUGGACGGUCGUCCUGUUGUUGUGGUCGACACUCCUGGUCUGUUUGACACAACUUUGUCUCAUGAAGAAGUUUAUGAGGAGAUGAUGAAAUGCAUCAAUCUUCUGGCUCCAGGACCACAUGUCUUCCUGUUGGUGUUACACAUUGGCAGACUCACAUCAGAGGAGAAGGAGACAUUGAAACUGAUCAAGGAAGGUUUUGGGAAGAAUGCUGAAAAGUUCACCAUCAUUCUUUUCACCAGAGGAGAUUCACUGGAACGGGGCAAGAUUUCUAUUGAUGAAUACAUUGAAAAAGAGUGUGAUGAAUCCUAUAAGGAACUGAUUUCUGACUAUGGAGGAAGAUAUCAUGUGUUCAAUAACUGUGAUAAACAAAACCACAAACAAGUCAGUGAGCUGGUAACAAAGAUGGACACCAUGGUGAAGGAGAAUAGAGGCAGCUGCUACACCAAUGAGAUGCUGCAAGAGGCUGAGGCAGCAAAACAGAAAGAAGUGGAGAAGAUCCGGAAGGAGAAGGAAGAAGAGAUGCAGAGAGCAGAAAUUGAGAAGGAGAGAAAACUGAGAGAAAAACAACUUGAAGAAAAGGAGGAAGAAAUUAACAAGGAACGUGAUAAAAGAAAGAGAGAACAGGAAGAGAGAGAAGAAGAAGACAGGAAGAGAAAACAACAGGAAGAAAAACAAAGACAGGAAUGGGAACAGAAAGUUGAAGCUUUGGAGGAAAAAAUUAGAUCAGAGUCAGAAUUAAAGGAAAGAAAACUGAAGGAGAACAAAAAACAGAUGAGAAAAGAACGAGAGAACUGGGAGAAAACACAGAAAGAAGAGAGGAAGAAACGAGAACGAGAAGAUGAACAGAGACGACAGGAGGAACAAACUAGACUGAAAAAGCUUCAAGAAGAAUACGAACAGAAAAGAGAAAAUUAUGAAAAAAUAAUCAAAGAGGAGAGAAUCAGAAGAGAAAAGGAGGAAAAAGAGAGAAGAGACUUUGAGGAAAAACAGAGAGCAGAAAAUGAAAGGGAGAGAAAAAUGAGAGAAAAACAACUUGAAGAAAAGGAGGAAGAAAUUAACAAGGAACGUGAGAAAAGAAAGAGAGAACAGGAAGAGAGAGAAGAAGAAGACAGGAAGAGAAAACGACAGGAACAAAAACAAAGACAGGAGUGGGAACAGAAAGUUGAAGCUUUGGAGCAAAAAAUAAGAUCAGAGUCAGAAUCAAAGGAAACUAUAGACAGAAAACUGGAGGAGAGCAAAGAAGAGAUGAGAAAAGAACGAGAGAACUGGGAAAAGGUUAGAAAAGAGUGGUGGAAGAAACGAGAACAAGAAGAUGAACAGAGACGACAGGAGGAACAAUCAAGACUGAAAAAGCUUCAAGAAGAAUACGAACAGGAAAGAGAAAAUUAUGAAAAAAUAAUCAAAGAGGAGAGAAUCAGAAGAGAAAAGGAGGAAAAAGAGAGAAGAGACAAUGAGGAGAAAUGGAGAGCAAAAAUUGAAAAGGAGAGAAAACGGAGAGAAAAACAACUUGAAGAAAAGGAGGAAGAAAUUAACAAGGAACGUGAGAAAAGAAAGAGAGAACAGGAAGAGAGAGAAGAAGAAGACAGGAAGAGAAAACGACAGGAACAAAAAAAACGACAGGAGUGGGAACAGAAAGUUGAAGCUUUGGAGGAAAAAAUAAGAUCAGAGUCAGAAUCAAAGGAAAGAAAACUGGAGGAGAGCAGAGAAGAGAUGAGAAAAGAACGAGAGAACUGGGAGAAAACACAAAAAGAAGAGAGGAAGAAACGAGAACAAGAAGAUGAACAGAGACGACAGGAGGAACAAACAAGACUGAAAAAGCUUCAAGAAGAAUACGAACAGGAGAUAGAAAAAUAUGAAAAAAUGAUCAAAGAGGAGAGAAUCAGAAGAGAAAAGGAGGAAAAAGAGAGAAGAGACAAUGAGGAGAAAUGGAGAGCAAAAAUUGAAAAGGAGAGAAAACUGAGAGAAAAACAACUUGAAGAAAAGGAUGAAAAGAUCAACAAGCAACGUGAGAAAAGAAAGAAAGAACAGGAAGAGAGAGAAGAAGAAGACCGGAAGAGAAAACGACAGGAGUGGGAACAGAAAGUUGAAGCUUUGGAGAAAAAAAUAAGAUCAGAGUCAGAAUUAAAGGAAAGAAAACUGGAGGAGAACAGAGAAGAGAUGAGAAAAGAACGAGAGAACUGGGAGAAAACACAAAAAGAAGAUAGGAAGAAACGAGAACAAGAAGAUGAACAGAGACGACAGGAGGAACAAACAAAACUGAAAAAGCUUCAAGAAGAAUACGAACAGAAAAGAGAAAAUUAUGAAAAAAUAAUCAAAGAGGAGAGAAUCAGAAGAGAAAAGGAGGAAAAAGAGAGAAGAGACUUUGAGGAGAACUAUGAGAAAAAACUGGAGAAUCUGAAGAAGACAUAUGAAGAGGAAACCAGAAAGAAAGCUGAAGAGUUCAAUGAAUUCAAAGAGAAACGCAUCAAAGAAAUUGCAGAGCACCAGAAACAAAUGCAGUACAAAAAUAUGCAAUAUAACAUCUUAAAGGCACUUUCCACCAAAAAGAUACCAAAUCUGUCAAAAAUCAGAGAUUUACUGAAGCAACAAGAACAAGAAAUGGAGCAGGAGAAAGAUGAAGAGAGAAAAAAGAAUCUGCAGGAAAAACACGAAAAGGAUCUAAUUGACUUGAUGCAGAAACUUUUGGAUGAAGACAGUUCAACAUUUUGGGGACAUUUGAAUGAUUGGUUCUGAUACAGUUGCUUAAAGCUUAUUUGGUAUGUAAAGCUCUGUCAACAGAGUUUGACUGGUUUUGAUCUCAGAUCUAAAAAUUGUGUCAGAUAAAAGCAAAAUGUGACAAAGUGCACAAGGCUUUUUAUAAGAUACAAACAAUGUGGCACAUAAAUGGCCAUGAGAUAAGAACUUCAAGUGACUCCCAGUUGUUGUAAUAUGGAGAAAAAGAAGGCUACUAAGAAGUAAUCUGUGCCUCGUUUGUAUUUUUAUAUGUGGGGGUUAGAACCUGUUAAAGCUCCCCUCAAGUGUAUUUUGACAUUUUAUUGAUAUUUCAUAUUUGACUGAGUUGCAACACAACCCCCUUUAUGUAUAUAUUUCUAUAAAAGUAUUUAGAAUCAGCUGUUAUCAGCUCCUGUAUGCAGUGACCCAUGGAUGUACAGAAAAAUAUCACAGGAUUACUUUACUGCUGAAGAAAACUUAAAAACAUGAUGAUUCUCAGGCUGUUCUGGAGUUAUAAGGAGUGUCUUUUUUUAAUCUGAUUUCCAAACCAACAUUUGUGGUUGUUUAUUUGGAUUCACACCUGAGAUAAAUAGUAAGACACACUGAAUUUAAAAUGUGUUUAUCCUGCCUGAUGUCUUUGUUAUGUUGUUGUUUUUAAUGUGAGGUUAAUACAGACAGUGAAGAGGUGACAGGAGAUGAGAGAGCAGCUAAUGUUGCAGUUCAUAGUCAGCAUCUUAGUCUCUGUUUUGCUUUUUAUUAUUUCUUGGCUUCUGUGAAUCAUGAUUAUAAAGACAGUGACACAGUAAAUAUAAGGGUUUGUGUUGCUGCUGCAUCAGUCUGAGACACUCAGAGAGAAUGUGAUGUGAUACGAGGAAAAGCAUCAAAUAUGACAUUAUGAAUAUAAAUACAAAUUUGGCCCGCAGUGUAAUUUUAUUUGGCCCGCGAGGCAAUACCAAAUUAUUAUAUAAUUAUUGUACUAUAAAAGCUGACCCGCCGGUAUUAUACGGCGCAUUUACCGCUAAUACUAUAAAUCCCACAAUGCCCUGCUGUUGUUUUGGCGCGUCAAUCAGGACAGGACCCAGAAACGCUCCUCUGUGACAGUCGUCAUAGCAACCUCAAGCUAGAGCUGUCUCCGAGCUACCCCUUCCCAAAAAUGGCGAAAAGAAAGGCAGAAUUUAUUAACCUGUUGAAAAAGUUUAUUUUGAUAUUUAAAUCAGAAGGAUGCAAAUAGAAAAGGGGCAUACGAUUUUUAUUUAUUUUUUAUUCAAUACAUUAAUGACAUUGAUGUGUUUUUUAUUUGAAAUUUGAUUUUGCAUGUCUGCACUUUUCAGUUAUAUAUUGUAUCUUUAUAAGCGUUGCUGGUUCCAUAUUUAAUGGCCCGCGAUUUUAUUCAAGUUUUAAAUUUUGGCCCAUUGUGUAUUUGAGUUUGACACCCCUGCACUACAGGAUGAUCCCCUGCAGCUUCACUGUGUUCAGUUUUAUCCAGCAGGUGGAGCUCUAACAUGAACUACUGAGCUCAAUCUGUCUGCAUUUACCUCUUCAGAUUUCUUUUCCUUUUUUCUGUCAAUGCAUUUAAAAUAUUUGACACUGAAAAGCUUAAAUGUAGUUAAUGUUAAAUGUAAUAUUUCAUGAUAAUGCCUAAUGUAACGUAUUUCACAAUGUAGUUUUCGAAAAAAAUAAAUCUGAUGAAUAU